CACUUUCUCUCUCUCACCAGCUCCUCCCUGCUGUUCCUGGUAGACUGAGCAGGAGCGCCUGUAGAGGACUAUCAAGGUGCUUUUGGUGACUCUUUACUUCCCAUUUCCUCUUGUGUUUUCUUCUUUUUCACUUUUUCUUCUUAUAAACAGUAACAUUACCUGUUAGAAGGUGUUUUUUUUUUUAUUACUUGGAGCAGUUUCCCUAAGGACCUUGUGGACUUUACGCGUCUCCAAACAGGAUUAAACGCUCCAAGACGCACGACGACAAACAUGACUCUUCCUCGGGACUUUGUCGCUUUUUUAACCUUCAUUAUGGUGAUAAUGAUGAUGAUGGUGUGCCACUGUAAAGCAGAUUGGCCUCCUCCACCCAGAAAUCUGAAAGUUGUAUGGCUCGACAACUUUACGGUGAACGUGUCCUGGCUGGAGCCCGACGGUCUGUCGGGCCGUGACGUCUGGUACAAAUACGAUGAUGAAAAAACUUCUUCUGUGGAUUGCAAGAAAUGGAGAAAUUUCACAGAAAUGCUUCUCACAGAAGAGACCAAUUCUGAUCGCUGGACGUACUUCGUUUGGACCGCUGGACUUGGCCCUCUAGCCUGCAACAGUAGGAAUCACAGCACGAUCAUGAACAUUACCAUUGAAGCCAAAAAGCCCCGAGCCGAAGUGAAGGACAUCAGAUGUUUCACCUCCCUCAAUGAAAGGAACUGUUCCUGGACCCCAGGAAGUCAAUCGUUUAACCUCUCCUAUAGGAUUUGUGGAGCCCCUGACAAUAAGCGUUUAGAAACGUGUGAUCAGCCUUACAGCAGUGCGACGAGGAAUGGUUGUGUCCUGAAAGCUGACGCCGGCGUUGACAUCUGUGUGCAUGUGGACUUUGGAAAUAAGUCAAGCUCCUUUAAAGCUAAACAUGAGAUACAUUCACCUAAGAUGAGCAUCAGAGAAGUUGGAGAUCACCUCAAUCUGAGCUGGACACCUCCAGAGAUCGGAAUAGGUUGUAGCUGGGUAUACAAGGUCUGCUACAAGCGGUGCAAACAGCCCGAAGUGUGUCGGAAUCAAACGAUACAACAGGGAGAGACGCAUCAGAUGCAGAUCAUCUACGAUAGAAGCUGCCGUUACGAGUUCAAAUCCAAAGUCAGCGCGGGUGCAGAUUGCCUGACAGUAUCCAGCGACUUCAGCGAUGUUGUACAUUAUGGUACAAAUGAGCCUCCUGAUGAGACGCUGACUGUGGUUGCCAUCGUCAUCCCCAUCAUCCUGUCUGUCUGCAUGAUUCUGUCCUGCUACUGCUUCAGGAGGCACAGCUCCAUUAUUUGCCCCAUCAUACCAGAUCCUUCAGCAAUAUUCAAGGAAAUGAUGAUGAACGGAAACAAAGAACUUAAGACCACAACAGGGAGUCUGUACACGCCGGUGCCAGAACCCAUCGAACCCUGCAAAAUCACCCUUGUUACCGAAAACAGAGAAAACUCCUGACAUGUACACAUACGCUGUGACGCCUGCAGUGCAGCUGGACUUCCGCUCUGGGCGAAUUCAUCAGGGAACAUUUUUACAGAGUAACUGAAAUGCUUGCUUCCACUGACCUCUUCUGGUAUAAACGUCUGUUGCACGUCUAACAGGUGUGGUGAGAAGUGAGCUGCUUCUGUGAGAAGAACUUCAACCACUAGAGGUCGGCAACAAACAAGAUAUUCAGCUGCUAUUCACUUUUUAAGGUACGCUGCUGAGGCCUGUCUCAUACAGGAUAAGGAAAUGAAUCCUCAGAGCUAUGCCUUAAAAUAAAGCCACAAGGCUUAUGGACCCGGAAAUACAAGCAGGACAAGAAAGUAUUCUCAUGCCUGCACUGUGCUGAUAUCCUCCUGUUGAGCACUGGGGAGGAAGAGGAGGAUGAGGGCGGGCCGUGUGUUUGGUUGGAUAGAGUGGAGGACUACUGUAUUUAAAGGGAGCUCUCCUACUGGUAAGAGGAGCUGGAUAUCUGUUGUACAAAUCUACUGUAAGAGAUGACAAGAGAAUACAAAUAGGAAGAAGGUGGGAGAAAUAAAAGAGGCAUAUGUCUUAGCACGGCGUGAGUCUGGUUUGUUGGAAUGACGAGCAACUGGCAGUAUGACUGUCGACAUGGCAGCAAGACAAUGGGCAGGAAGCAAUAAAUGGAAAGCACAUAGUGAUCCCUAAACUUAAAAUAUGUAGUUAGUUUGUGCACACCUUUUUUCUAGCAAAGAGAACAAUACUAGAGCAGAGCACACAUUAACCACAUUUCAACCUGUCAGUCUGUUCAUUUGUGUGAUGUGAUCUUGUUUGCUCACACCCAAAUCCAAAACGCCAUGUCACCAUUAGUCAUACACUCUUCCUUCCUUAAACCCAGGAAAGCUUCUUUUUUAUUUUUUUGUCUCUUGUUGCUUUGUUACAUUUGCAGACACUUAUUGUUGGGCGGUUGGCGACGAUUUCCCGCUGCUUUAACAGAGAAUAAAGAAAGAGAAAGUGAAAAUGUU
Messenger RNA from Sebastes umbrosus (honeycomb rockfish), 2471 nucleotides. RefSeq lists its product as uncharacterized. The transcript is spliced from 10 exons. Bases 271 to 1461 code for a protein of 396 amino acids. The record is from RefSeq and is a predicted model, not a curated record. NCBI's taxonomy places the organism in Eukaryota, Metazoa, Chordata, Actinopteri, Perciformes, Sebastidae. Gene Ontology annotation, molecular function: protein binding.